GAAAACAAAAAACCAAAAACAGAUAAUUGGACCAAGAACACAAGAAAUAUUCUAUCAAAAUCUGAGAAUACCCAGAAGCAGAAAAUGGAACAAACUGUUGGAGCAAAACCCACAGUAAAAGCUGUGGCUCUCAUCUCAGGAGAUACCAAUGUUAGAGGCUCACUUCACUUUGUUCAAGGCCCCAAUGGAGUUACUCAUGUUAAAGGGAAAAUUACGGGUUUGAAACCAGGCCUUCAUGGCUUCCAUAUUCACGCUCUUGGUGACACCACCAAUGGCUGCAAUUCUACUGGACCCCAUUUUAAUCCACUAAAGAAGAAUCAUGGAGCUCCGAGUCAUAACGAGCGGCAUGCUGGUGAUUUGGGAAACAUUAUUGCAGGCGCAGAUGGAGUAGCUGAGGUUUCAAUUGCAGACAGGCAGAUUCCUUUGAGUGGACAACACUCCAUACUAGGGAGGGCUGUUGUUGUUCAUGCUGAUCCUGAUGAUCUUGGUCAAGGUGGACAUGAACUUAGCAAGACAACUGGGAAUGCAGGAGCCAGAGUUGGAUGUGGUAUCAUAGGACUUCAGUCCUCUGUUUAGAAUCACUACUUGCAGAUUGUUGUGGUCAAAGUACUUUUAUAUGUGCCAUCCUCAAGUUAAUAGACUUUCAUGAAAUCUCAUGUUAAUCAAAUUCUUGUCAACUUUUUUUUUU
Messenger RNA from Pistacia vera, 688 nucleotides. Its product is annotated as superoxide dismutase [Cu-Zn] 2. The coding region runs from base 85 to 576 and encodes 163 amino acids. Gene Ontology annotation, biological process: removal of superoxide radicals. The transcript has 7 exons. The record is from RefSeq and is a predicted model, not a curated record. NCBI's taxonomy places the organism in Eukaryota, Viridiplantae, Streptophyta, Magnoliopsida, Sapindales, Anacardiaceae. Gene Ontology annotation, molecular function: copper ion binding; superoxide dismutase activity.